AUGGGGGCGGAUGGCGGCGGGGGGGCUGCGGCGGGGCUGGGGCGGCUGCUGCUGGGGGCCCGCGGGGGGCCGGGGCCUCGGCUCCGCCGCGUACUCGCGGCAGCAGCAGAGUUCACCUCCCUGGAGGAGAAGCCGCAGUUUCCUGGAGCCUCGGCCGCUUUGGACAAGCUGGAUUUGAUCCAGCCCAACGUGAUCUCGGAUCCCAUCUACCGGGUCAUGACCGGCAGGGGCAAGAUCAUCAACCCAGACGAAGAUCCCCAGCUCUCGCAGGAGCAGGUGCUGAAGUUCUACAAGACCAUGACGCUGCUCAACACGAUGGACCGGAUCCUGUACGAGUCACAGAGGCAGGGCAGGAUCUCCUUUUACAUGACCAACUACGGGGAGGAGGGGACACACGUGGGCAGCGCCGCAGCGCUGGAUGACUCAGACCUGGUGUUCGGGCAGUACCGGGAAGCAGGUGUGCUGAUGUACCGGGGUUACCCCCUGGACCUCUUCAUGGCCCAGUGCUACGGCAACGCCAGCGACACCGGCAAAGGGCGCCAGAUGCCGGUGCACUAUGGCUGCAGAGACCGGCACUUCGUCACCAUCUCGUCCCCACUGGCCACACAGAUCCCCCAAGGUGAGACCCUGAACCCCUCGGGUGCCCCACAGACCGUCGGACGGCAACCACCUCCCAAAGGGGCUGGGGGGAAAUCCCUACCCGCAGCCCCCUGCUAACCCAGCUCGCAGCC
Chelonoidis abingdonii (Abingdon island giant tortoise) is the source of this 731-nucleotide messenger RNA. NCBI's taxonomy places the organism in Eukaryota, Metazoa, Chordata, Testudines, Testudinidae. The record is from RefSeq and is a predicted model, not a curated record.